CCGAGGGAAAAAAGGAGGGAAUCCAGCCUAGGAUCCUCACGCCAGAUACCCACAAAGAAGAGGAGAAAAAGACCAGGGAGUCAGGGAGGCAGUGUCAGGUUUCAAACUCUAGUCAGCCAUUCAGAGCUCCGUGAUGUCAGGGACCCGCCUUGGGCUCCUGGUCUCUGUCCUGUGCUGGGUAGUCAGAGCCUAUCCUAACACCUCCCCGCUGCUGGGCUCCAGCUGGGGUGGCCUGACCCACCUGUACACGGCCACAGCCAGGAACAGCUACCACCUGCAGAUACACAAGGACGGCCAUGUGGAUGGCACACCCCAUCAGACCAUCUACAGUGCCCUGAUGAUCAGAUCGGAGGAUGCCGGCUUUGUGGUGAUAACAGGUGUGAUGAGUCAGAGGUACCUCUGUAUGGACUUCAGAGGCAAUAUCUUUGGAUCGCACCUCUUCAGCCCCGAGAGCUGCAGGUUCCGACAGCGGACGCUGGAAAACGGCUACGACGUGUACCACUCCCCGCAGCACCGCUUCCUCGUCAGCCUGGGCCCGGCCAAGAGGGCCUUCCUGCCGGGCACCAACCCGCCGCCUUACUCCCAGUUCCUGUCGCGGAGGAACGAGAUCCCCCUCGUCCACUUCAACACCCCGCGGCCGCGGCGCCACACCCGCAGCGCCGAGGACGCCGAGCGCGACCCGCUGAACGUGCUGAAGCCCAGGCCCCGCAUGACCCCCGCGCCGGCCUCCUGCUCCCAGGAGCUCCCAAGCGCCGAGGACAGCGGCGUGGUGGCCAGCGACCCUUUAGGGGUGCUCAGGGGCAACAGGGUGAACGCGCACGCCGGGGGGAUGGGCGUGGAGAGGUGCCGCCCCUUCCCCAAGUUCAACUAGGGAGACCAGGAGCGGAAGGCGUGGCCGAGCCGUCCUUGCGAAAGCCGCACGGCCUCCGGCCUCCGGCCUCCGGUGGGACCUGGGCCCUCUGCGGUCCCGGAGCGGGAGGGUGGGGUGAGGUGUGCGGGAGCCUGUUUCUCUCUCCGACCACCAGGAGGGCCCCGGGAAUGCGCCUUUGAGGCCCGAGUGGUGGCGGUUAGCUGCCUUCCCCACCCCACCCACACCACCUUUCUGAACUUAGAAGACCAGAAAGAGAAACUAGAAGUUUCGCCCUCAUUAAGGAGGGAGGGAUUCAUUCAUUCCCACCACCCUGCCCCAACCAGGCUGGGCGGUUUCUCUCCCCUGUGCCUCUCUUCCUCGUCAGUCUAGCAUUAAAAACCAAGCAAUGGCUUCCUGAGCUCACUGCUGCCAAGGUGACGGGAAGAGCGAGUACCAGUUAGCUUCUCCACUGCUCCUUACAUUUAGGUUACCUGCCUGGGCCCUGUUGGCAUUUGAGUUUGCAACGCUGACCUAGGGCACUAACGGAGGAACUGGGCAAACGGCUAACAAUCCUAAUCUCAGGCCUUCGCCCUUCCUUAGAGCAUCUCUGGAAAAGAGCUGUCAAAAAGGUUGGUAGCAGGCUGGUGAAAAUGGAACUAGAAUGCUCGAAGAACUGAGGCAAGAAAUCAGGCUAGGAAAUUCAACCUCCCUACGGGGCAGGGACCCCUUGCCACAUUCUUUCCCCUUCUAUGCAGCCAGAGCCUGGGGGCCCUGCCUGUUCCCAAGCGGUCUGUGAUACAGCCCUAUGGACCCCAUCUUUGGCAUUAGUGAAUGUGGCCUGAGGAAGCGCUUUGGCAUGGGCUCCUGAAAAUCUCCCCUGCUAGGAAAUAAAAAUAAAUAUUUUAAAUGGAAAUAAACUGAAACUCCCCUAAGAGGCAUGCGAUGAAGCCUACUUCCAGGUCGAGUAGUACCGCAUUUGGGAUGACUUACAAAACUGUAGUAACACGAGGGGGCCUUGGGACAACGGGACUGCUCUGGGUUGGGCUUUCUGUGGACUGGCAGGCUGUGUCCUUAUGUCUAAGGGAAGGGGUAUCAAGGGCUCAGGGGGAAAGAAGUCCAGUAAUCAGGGGACUCAUGUGUAGGCAUUCCACAAAGACCAAGCUGCCAGCUCUUCACUAUACUCUCUUCACGGCUCUGCAGCAGUGGCUAGAGUUAGCUAAAACUGCCGGGCUGGCAGGAGUCCACUCGGAGUCUUUGUCCACUUGCAAAUCCUGGGGGCAUUACCUGAAGAUGGUUCUCAGUCCCGGGAAAACCAAACCUCACUUACCAAACAGCCGAGGCGCCAGACAGGUGGCCCUGACGGCUCAGCCUCCCCCUACACGGCCUUACCACCUGCUUCACAAGGGGGCCCCAUGUUCCUACCUCUGUUCCUCUCAACCUACAGAGCAGGAUGCUAACAAGCAGAGGAGAUUUAAACAAGUUUCUUCCCACUUUGUUUUCUUUCCACUGCCAUCAUGCACCCAGCCUUAGAAAUUGAUCCGUUAUUUUACUUAUGAAACAUUGGACCACUGUUUUCACCUGAACUUGAAGGACUAGUGCCCAUUCUGAAACACUAAAACUAUAUAUACUACUAUAUAGCAGUGCAUGGCAAAUAUUUUCUUGAUAGUUUUCAUUUCCUUUCAUUCAUAUUAUACUAUAUAAAAGCUAUUGGAAGCUCCCCAAUACUGACUAGAUGUAAAAUCCCAAAAGGACUUUGGUAGAAAAUUGGUUGUGAUCUUAUAAACCCAAUACCAUUUAUUAGGGGUUUUUCCUUUGGCAGGAGCCAAGGCAGUCCCCAUAAAUUUCUAUGUUCCUUAGCAUGUGGCAAUAUUUAUUUAUUUAUUUGGAAAACUUGCCUAUCGCUCGAUAUUUAUAGAUAUUUAUAAAAGUGUAA
Messenger RNA from Neofelis nebulosa (Clouded leopard), 2783 nucleotides. It is a transcript of the gene FGF23, whose product is annotated as fibroblast growth factor 23. Gene Ontology annotation, cellular component: cytoplasm. The transcript is spliced from 3 exons. Bases 134 to 871 code for a protein of 245 amino acids. Lineage: Eukaryota; Metazoa; Chordata; Mammalia; Carnivora; Felidae. Gene Ontology annotation, molecular function: growth factor activity; type 1 fibroblast growth factor receptor binding. The record is from RefSeq and is a predicted model, not a curated record. Gene Ontology annotation, biological process: cell differentiation; positive regulation of protein phosphorylation; fibroblast growth factor receptor signaling pathway.